AUGGGAGAUGUUUGCGUUAUUGUGGGUAUGUAUUGGUUGAGCCGGUUUGGGGAUCUGAUCGACUAUGAGCGAAAAUUAGUGAUGGUUCGAUACCCUAGUGGGGGAGUGCUUACCAUUUACGAUAAUGGUACUAGGUCAGGAUCGACUUUUGGUUCUGCCGCUAGGGCGAGGCAAUGUUUACCACAUGGAUGCGUGGGUUAUCUGGCAUAUAUGGUGGAUACUCGGAUAGAUGAGAAGAGAUCGAUUUCCAUCGUUGAUGUUCAUAUGGUUCCUGAUUUCCCUGAUAUGUCUGGCUCAAACAACGCUUCCGGCUCAAACUCCAACUCCUCAAGCUCUUUUUCUCUUUUGAACAUUUGUAGGAGCGUCACUUUUGAUGGGUGCAAUUUCAAUGAUUGGAUCUGCAACAUUCGCAUGGACCUUCGAUACGAGGAGAAAGACUACAUACUCGAUAAAGAGCUCAAAGAGAUAAAGGAAACCAAAGCUAAUGCUGAAGAAAUAGCUAAGUAUAUGUCUCACGAAAAAGAUGCGACAAAGGUGUCGUUACCAUCAAAGCGCGCAUCAGGAAAGGUACGAGAUUGUCGCCUUGUUGAUAACAACCAAGAUGAAAGAUGGAGAGUCCAUCACGAGCCAUUUGCAAAGGAUGCAAAGCCAUUGCCACCUGGUUUUAUCAGCGUGCUCUUGGAGAACAACAUCCCUGAAAACGUAAUGCUCCGAUCUGUAUAUGAAGGCUAUUCCUGGAGAUUAAAGAUCAAAAAAUAUGGUGAUAUUUACUGGUUUUCCGAAGGAUGGAAGCAGGUCGUUGAAGAUACCCAGUUGGGUAUCGGGGAUAUUCUUGUCUUCAUAUUCGUUCAUCACUCCACCUUCGAACUUUCAAUUUACAGUCCAGAUAGGUGUGAAAAAGAACUCCGCACAAAAAUACAGGUCGAACAUGAUGUUGUUGAUGAAGAAGAAGAAGGAGAAGAUGAUGACUGUGUUGAUAACGGUGGUCGUCGUCAUGAUGGUGGUGACGAAGAUGACAGUGGUGGUGGUGAUAUUGAAGAGAAUCCGUUCUUUAUGAAGAUUAUAUCUAAAGCCCACAAGUAUUAUUUGCGGCUUCCAGCAGAGUUUGUGGGAUUGGCCGGAAUGAAUGAAGAAAGAACGAUAAGAAUGAAGAAUGUUGAUGGCAAGGAGUGGAAGAUGAGGUUAAAGUUGGAGAGAAGUCGGAAAGCUAAAAGGUAUUAUUUGUCGUCAGGGUGGCCUGAUUUCCGGCGAGAUAAUGAAUUAUAUGAAGGAGACAAAUGCGUAUUUAAAUUAAUCAAAAGUGAAGAUAUGUUAUAUCUAGCCAAAGUGAUCAAGAAAAAGGGUAAAGUUCCGGUGACUGAAGCUAUCAGGAGGCCUAGAGGGCGGCCACGGCGGGUGGAGAAAAUGGUGGCAGACAAAGGUCCGGCAACUGAAGUGCCGAAGAGGAAGAGAGGCCGGCCACCGCGUGUGAAGGCGGAAAUAGAAAGUAAAGACGACAGUACCAAGGGGGUGAAGAGAUCAAGAGGAAGGCCAUUUAAGAGGAAGUGAGGGCGGCUACUCUUAAAUAUAUAUUUAGUCGAGUAACUUAAGUUUAAUG
Molecule: messenger RNA, 1597 nt
Organism: Lactuca sativa (garden lettuce)
Lineage: Eukaryota; Viridiplantae; Streptophyta; Magnoliopsida; Asterales; Asteraceae
Source: RefSeq, a predicted model, not a curated record